Messenger RNA from Haplochromis burtoni (Burton's mouthbrooder), 571 nucleotides. RefSeq names its product C-C motif chemokine 4-like. Bases 120 to 389 code for a protein of 89 amino acids. NCBI's taxonomy places the organism in Eukaryota, Metazoa, Chordata, Actinopteri, Cichliformes, Cichlidae. Gene Ontology annotation, molecular function: CCR chemokine receptor binding; chemokine activity. Gene Ontology annotation, biological process: inflammatory response; immune response; cellular response to interleukin-1. The transcript is spliced from 3 exons. The record is from RefSeq and is a predicted model, not a curated record. Gene Ontology annotation, cellular component: extracellular region.
AGUUUCUAAGAAGUGGUUUGAAUAUGCAGAUGAGAACGUGACUUAAAGCAGGGUGAUCGGACCGAUCAUUCAGACAUCUUCUGAAACAUCAGCAUCAUCAGGUCUACAGUGAAGUCAGCAUGAAGACUCUCAGCCUGACAGUGGGACUGCUGCUCGUGCUGUUCACCGUUUACCACAGUGAUGCCUCUAAGGCAGUGAAUUCACCCGACUCUUGUUGUUUUCACUUCUUUGACAAACGGAUCCCAAAGGCGAACAUCGUCUCCAUCGUGAAAACUCACAGACAAUGCUCCACACCAGCAUUUGUGAUCGAGACACCCAGAGGGCUUUUCUGUGUGAAACAGACUGCAGAGUGGGCAAAAGAACAAUUUGACAACAAAAAGGGAUUUUGACCCAGCUUGAUAUGACAAUGUCUUAAAGAGCUUCAUCUGAUGAGGAAAGUUUAUAAUGCAACAAUAUGUAAAAACAUGUAUUGAAUUAUUUUAUAAUUUUCUUUCACUAUGCAAUUGAAAUCAUUUUUCUAUCACAUUGUGUUGUUUUGCUUUAUUCUUCAUUAAAGUUUCAUUUCACAAAA